Molecule: messenger RNA, 963 nt
Organism: Hyla sarda
Lineage: Eukaryota; Metazoa; Chordata; Amphibia; Anura; Hylidae
Product: olfactory receptor 6N2-like
Exons: 2
Coding region: 1-963 (320 amino acids)
Biological process (GO): G protein-coupled receptor signaling pathway
Cellular component (GO): membrane
Molecular function (GO): olfactory receptor activity; G protein-coupled receptor activity
Source: RefSeq, a predicted model, not a curated record
AUGGAAAUCUUCAACCAGACAAAAUGGAAUUACUUUGUGCUGGAAGGAUUUGUUGAACUUGAGAACUACAGUUCAGCUAUGUUUAUAGUCUUCCUUACUAUCUACAUUUUAACUCUUAUUGGAAACAUGUUGAUUAUUUUGGUGGUGUAUAAAGACAUUAAUCUUCACAAGCCUAUGUAUUUCUUCAUCGUCAAUCUGUCCUUUCUAGAGACUUGGUAUGUUACCACCACAACCCCAAAACUUUUAAUGAUGCUGUUAACCAAAGAUAAGAAGAUCUCAUUCUACUGGUGCUUUGCUCAACUCUACAUGUUCCAUGGGUUGGGUAUCACCGAAGGCAUCGUAUUGUCUGUCAUGGCUGUUGACCGCUUUGUAGCCAUAUGUAAACCUCUUAGAUACAACAUUAUCAUGAGUACCAGAGUCUACAGAAACCUAAGCUUGAUGUGCUGGAUAAAUGGUUUUUCAAUAGCGAUAAUUCCAGUUACACUUACUUCUCUGGUUCCAUUAUGUGGCUCCUACCAUCUUUAUCAUUUCUUCUGUGACUUAGCACCAUUACUUAGUCUGGCAUGUGGGGACAUCACAGUCACUGUCACCAUUAACAGAUUUGUUGGUGGUUUUACCACAAUGUUUAACCUCGCAAUCAUCAUUCUUGUAUAUAUUAAUAUCACAUAUUCCAUCAUAAAGAUGAAGACUAAGAGUGGACGAAUUAAAGCUUUCUCCACCUGUUCCUCCCACUUGACGGUGGUGACCUUGUUCUUUGGUACCGCUUGUAUUGUUUAUGCUGUUCCAAAGAAAACCCAUUCAGUAGAUACUGACAAACUGUAUGCUCUUGUAUAUGCUAUGUUCACCCCGUUUCUCAACCCCAUUAUCUAUAGCUUAAGAAACCGAGAAUUUAACACACCGAGAGAAUCCAUGAGAAUUGCGAAGGACAAACCUCCUCUGUUCAUCUGUGAGUUGGAUAUUUAA